CGCCGUUUGCUCGUCUUCUCCGUCAGUGUGCCGUCCGCCGUCGGUCGAGGACCACGUGUUACUGCGUCGUGUGGACGCCUGCGCCGUCGGGCUACCCUUCGCACUAUCCUUCGCGCGCCUUCUACACCCCUUUACCCUCCGCGCGAUCCGAUCGGCGAAGAUCUGUACGAACUCACCGCACUGUGAAUGCUUAGUUACCGUCUUGUCGGAGCACGCGUUCGUUUCCAUCGUUGGAAGAACUCGGCCAAGAGACUGGACACGGUUCGUUCGCGCACACGUGUCGAUUCCCUGCCGAUAGCGACAGCAGACCUUCCGACGAUGAAUUAUCGCGCGUACAUUCGCGAUAACUACAUUCUCGUGUAAUUUUCAGACUUGUAGCGGAUAUCUCGGAAAUAAAGGUCGACCGCCUCGACGCUUCCGACGAAGGCCGACGAGAUUGCAAAGAAAAAGCGCGCCAAAUCGAGAAAAAAGUAAUAGGACAGCCUUCUGCUUACUGGAUGUGCAAACUUGGCGACGAAGCGAUCCACCGAUGGUUGUUUUCGCUGAAUCUUCGCAGAAUCGAUUUCAGAGAGUUCGCGGCCAUUGACGAGAUUGCAGGCCUGUGCGCGGUCCCUGUCGUUGCUUGGACCUGUUCCAGGCAAACCGAAAAUCUGUGGCAAGCCAACGUGAUGGAACGUCUCCGCAGUGCUUCGUUUUUCGCUUGGAUCACCGGAAGAACGUGUUAAAACCGACCGACGAUCGACGGAUCGAUCGAACCUUAUCGCGCCUGCUUCGCGGUCCAGCAUUUCUGGAAUCUGCUUUUUACAUCCUGCAACCAAUCAUCUCGAUCUUUACAUCGAUCGGCCAUAUGGCUGGAAAAGAUCGUAACCCGAUCCCUUCGUAAAGUCGUCCGUGUCACCAAGAGGGGCUUCUGCCUCGCAGAACGAGAACUCGCAACGCCAACGACAAAAAUUAGAUGUCCCGCAAACCGUCUCACGCAAGUGUCUCGUCGAUCGUGAAGGACCGUAAUCGGUUUCGCAAAGAAUCUUCGUAGCAGGUGGAAGUGGUGGCCCGUGGCAGACGUUGGAAACGGAUGCAACUGGUUCGAAGAACGUCAGUCCAGACAUCGCGACCGAGGCGACGCUUUUUUCCGAACAAAGCUGGUCGAUUGUGCGGUGAAUUUUGCGGCCUCGGUGGAUAUAGCAUGGUCACCGGUGAUUGUUGCGGAUAUCGUGCUCGUCGUUGUAGGUUAUCGGCAAUAGUGGCGCGUAGUUAGGUCGAAAGUGCGGUAGAUUUUCUAACGGCACGGAGACUGGCACGUUGAUGUGCAACGCUUUAAUAACGGGCGUACAGUGGAUGAAAGAAAGAAGAGAAAAAAAGAGGAGACACGGGGAAGCGCGGUGCUUGCGGUACGUGGCUGUGGAGGCGGUGCCGCGGCAAGUUUAAUUAGUGUUUAACCAAAGAGAAAAAACACGAGAGUCGGUGGAUAGAGAAGAUCGGAGUAAGCCAAACAAACGUUAACGCGCGAAAUCGUUGCCACACGCGGUUAAGUUUCCUGGAAGAGAACAUCGCGUUCCGACAUCUCGGUGGACCACGACGCGUGUCGCAUCGUUACGCGAAAUGGGAUUUCGGUGGUGUUCGAAACAUGCGUGACUCGAGUCGAUUUACGAUGAUCGUCGGCGAGGACGCGGACGGACACUGGAAAUUAAGAUGAGAGUGCGAAUAGGUCGGGAAUAAAUCCGGGUACCGCGAGAAAAUGACUUAACACGUUACGUACCGCGAGGGUAGCAACAGAUAGAACGAAGCCGUUCUCCGUGGCUCACCUUUGCUUUGGCUCCGAGUGCUGGGAUUUGUGACGAAGGUAACAAGGAAUAAACAAGGAAAGAACAUGUGGAGUGUACUGUUACUCGUUGGACUAACGAAGGCUGUUUCCUACGUCGCUGGUAUCGCUUCCACCGUCGACGAGAAAUCGGUACCAUUGGUCAAUAUCAGCGUCGUGGAAGGAAAACCAGCGGAACUGCCAUGCGACAUUACUCCACCCGGAGAGGACAGCCUGCACAUGGUUUUUUGGUUCAAGAACGAAGCUGGAGUGCCGUUGUAUACGAUCGAUGCCAGAGAGAAGCCGGUGACCAAAGCGCAACACUCCUCGGAUUCCGGGGUGUUUGGACCGCGAGCAUACUUCCGCACGGCAUUCCCGAGUCCUGCGGUCCUCGUGAUCGAGGACAUCAAGAGGCAUGACGCGGCCACUUACAGGUGCAGAGUCGACUUCCGCAAAGGACAAACACGUAGCUUCCGAUACAACCUCACCGUCAUCGUGCCACCGGAACAACCUACCAUAUUGGAUCAGUGGGGCAGGAUAGUAAACGGAACGGCAGGUCCUUACGAGGAAGGCGAUACACCUUCUCUGACGUGUCGUGUAACGGGCGGCAAGCCAGAACCCAUGGUCCGAUGGCUCGUCAAUGGCCAAGUCAAAGACGAGGAGUACGAGAAGAACGCUGGCGAUGUUAUAGAAAACAGGCUGACUCUGCAGCCUAUCACUCGGUCGGAGCUCGGGGCGAAUUUUACGUGUCAGGCAAGGAACACUGACCUGAUCGAGCCAAAGGAGGCCUCCAUUACUUUGGAACUUAACCUGAAACCAUUGACGGCUACCAUAAGGAGGCCAGGGAAAAAAGGAGUCGGAAACGAAUCUCUGCUGGCUGGGAAACGAUACGAGGUGGAAUGCGAGACCAUCGGCUCCAGACCACCGGCGGUGAUAACUUGGUACAAGGGACGAAGAAGACAGCUGAAACACACCACGGAGGAGAGAUCGGAGAAUCGGACGGUGAGCAUGGUGGAGUUUGAGCCAGGGGUGGAAGAUCACGGGAAAUCGAUCACCUGUAGGGCCGAAAAUCCAAACGUUACGGGACUGUUCGUGGAGAAAUCCUGGAAGAUCGACGUCGUGUAUCCGCCGAUCGUGUCGCUGAACCUUGGAUCCACGCUAAGCCCGGAGGACAUCAAGGAAGGCGACGACGUCUACUUCGAGUGUCACAUCAGAGCUAAUCCUCCCUGGUCGAAAUUGACAUGGAUACACGACAACCAAAUACUGGCGCAUAAUACGUCAGCCAGGAUAAUCUGGUCGAAUCAGAGCCUGGUACUUCAGAGCGUGACUAGGAGUAGCGCCGGCAAGUACGUGUGCGCCGCAACGAAUGACCUGAACGAAACUCGGAGCGAGCCUCUUCAUUUUCGCGUCAAGUUCGCGCCGGUUUGCAAGGAGGACCGGAUCGUGGUGGUCGGAGCAUCGAGGGGCGAAUCGUUGAACAUCGCGUGCAAAGUGGAGGCCGAUCCACCAGCGCACAAUUUCCGAUGGAAAUUCAACAACAGCGGAGAGACGUUGGAAGUAGCGCCGGGCAGAUUCUCGAUGGAGAAGUCAAGCGGCGUGAGCGUGCUCAGGUACACGCCGACCACAGAGCUGGAUUACGGUACUCUGUCGUGCUGGGCGGACAAUUUCGUUGGUACACAAGCGAGACCGUGUCUCUUCCAGCUGAUAGCCGCCGGAAAACCAUUUCCGGUCCGUAACUGCACGCUCGCGAACCAGACUUACACCAGCGUCGAGGUGAAAUGCGUGGCCGGAUACGAUGGCGGACUUCCGCAAAAAUUCAUCCUGGAGGUGUACCAUGGCGACGUGGAUUUCCUAUCGAGCAGCCAGCCCCUCUACAACGUCUCCAACGUAGACGAGCCGAAUUUCUCCCUGGCCGGUCUGGAGGCGUCCGUCGAGGCAGGCGUUCACGUCGCGGUCUACGCCGUAAACGCUAAAGGCCGCAGUCAACCAGUCAUUCUCAGCGAGGUUACCUAUCGCGACGCCGAGAAACGUACCGGACAAGACGCUGGGAUCGUGCUGUCGCCGCUGAUCGGUGUGGUGGUCGGAGCUUUGGUCACGCUGGUCCUCGUCAUUCUUGUGGUGGUGGUGCGCGUACGCUGCGAACGAGUGUCGAAGCCUCGACACGAAAAACCGGCGGAACUCAGCGAACUACCGCCGCAACAAUAUCCUCUGCAAAAUCCUCAGCAAACCGUGGAAACCGACCCCGACGUCAUUCCAAAUAAAUUCGAAGGAAACCUGGUGGAAGUGAGCCCACCGAGUUAUCCAGGUGGAUAUCCUCCGGGACAUUGGGUCACACCCGGACCUACACCAAGCAUAGACGAACUCUGCCACAAAUUUAGCGGAAGACCGACGGAGCUGAGGUUACCAUCGAGAAGCACGAUACCGAGUUUACAGAGCAUGCCCAUGACGGGAGCGAUGAUGGGCGGUGGACAGGGCGGCGUGACACUCGGUGGCAGCCAAGGCGUCGUCGUCGUCGGAGCCGGGCAAGGCGUUGUCGUCGCUGGCGAGUGCUUGGACGGCGAGGCGAUCAAGAGACGACUGAUGGCCAACAGGCUUCCGGAGAGCUGCGUCUAGACCUGGUUGUUCGUCGCCUUCUGCGCCCGUGUAUCGCGUUCAUCGACACGAACAGAGGUCCCUUGCCGAAAAUUUUCGGCUCGUUCGUAGCGCUGCACGGCUGGACACUGACCAUUAAGAUGUUCGAUGAUCGAUAUCGUACGCAGCGAACGAACGCUUUCGCGACUCGUCUUGCGAAACGAUUAAACGUCGUACGAAGCGGCAUAAAGACAAUCCACCGUGUCGUUGCGAGCAACGGAACAACAGCCGCUAAGCUAACGGAGAUCGUCGACUGGAUAAGCGAUGGAUAGAAAGGCGAACGUGCGACGCGAGCUUAGAUUUGUCGGGAAAACUUUCCAAUCGCGAGAAGGUAUCCGCCAAAAUUGUUUUGUAAACGUUUUCUCGAUGGUCGGGCAAAAUUUGUUCUUUUCUAUUUUUUCCUCUCGGGAAGAAACGGACGAAGAGGGGAACGGAACUGAAAGAAAAGAAGAAGAAGAAUCGAACUGGAAAAGAGUUAGGUGAAAACUUGCGCUCCUGAGUUUUCCACCUGGGCAGGAUGUUCCCAAGUAGCGUUCUUCUGUCUUCGAACGUCGGCGCAACUUUCCCCUAUCCCUGUUUCCGUCGCCAGACUCCGAGUCCAACCAUCUUCGACGUUGUCUUUUCGCAUAUUUCUUUCUCGCUACGUGACUUCGCCUCUCGGACACGCCGUACGACCGGACCAUCGUUCGCCAAAGUGGCAGUCUCGAGUAACGUAUCGAGGAAACGCAACUUUCUAUCCGAGAACCACGUUCGACUUUGUAUCCGGCUGCCAGCCCAAGGUAUUAAACGCUCUUCGAAACGAUUGCACUGGGAGCCGGCGGCGCUGGCAAUCGACGCCGAAGAAUCGAAAUGGGGGUAAAUAAACCCACGUCUCAGCCUACCAAUCGAAUUCUCCAGACAUCGAGGCAUUAGGCCGAGAAACGCGAGAAAAGAUAAAAGGUUCUCGUACAACCCCUCUUCCGGUUGCUCGGAAUGAAGAUGGAUGGAGGAACUGGGCGAGAAUAUACGAUGGAAAUCAGGGGAGAGGGAAGAGGAAAGGAAGACGCGGGGGAAUGGAAAGAUAACGCGAUGUUACUUCGCCGAGUUGCAAGAAGGAAGAGGCGUGAUGCGCGGUAUCGAGGCUGAUCAAUCAGUUUCAACGACGGAAAACAUAUUCGGGGCGGAAGUAGUUUGUACGAAACACCAUUUUAUACGUUGCAACGUCGUCGGCGUCUCCUUUCGAUUACUUUGCCCGUGGUCGUCCUUCUCUUUCUUUCGUCUCUUGUUUUUUUUUUUUUUUUUUUUUUUAAUCUCUCGCAUUCUCACGAAAUCUCGUACGAGCGCAAAGCGAUUUUAACAUUCGCUGGAAUUAGGGACGACGUUUGAUUCAACGAAAAUCGCUUUCUCUUCCUAGCGGAGAGGAUAAAAUGCGUUAAGCAAGAAUCGACAAUAAGUGAUGCGAUCGAGAAUAGAAACUCGAGGCGUUUGUAACUGUAUCGCGACGAAUCCAAUCGAAAUUGAGAAGAACAGUCGGAGACGAGACAGUUUGGCGUACGCGAGCUGGCAAACGAGGCGGUUUAUGACGAGGAGACGCGGUCUUUUUAGGAAAACGAAGAACGUUUCGUUCGAUCGUACUCGAUCGUAGCUGUGAUACGAAGUUUCCAAAUUUUGAUCCAUCGUCGACGUGGACGUUCCUUUUCGCGUUUAGCCUAAUUUCCGACGUGAGUGGAACACUCCUGUAAAUAUACACGCACGUGUAGACGCAACGAUCGGAGAAUGAAAAUUUAUCGCGUGCAUUAUUCGAUCGAGGAGUCGCAGCCGUCCGACUGUUCUUCUAAUUUCAUUCGAUUCUCUUAACGAACGGGAGGAGAAUAACGGAGUAGCGGAGAGACUCGAGGAGUCUUUAUACUCGGGUGAAAAAUUGAAUUUGUAAGGUCAGAAAAACCGGGCUUCCACGUGACACUUUGCGACGAAGUCAUGAAGCUUGACGGCGAAACUAGGAGUAAAAAGUGACAAAGUAUAUUCCUAAGAGAAUGAAGUAACGCCAACUUCGUCCAAGACUCUCGCUCGAGGUAUGCGGUUUCUACUUUGAACGUGUAACGAAGAGGAGAAAACGAGCGAAAAAGGAAUAAACGUUAAGUUAUCGUAAUGCGUGACGCAUCGCGAAUCGAUUACGCGAUCCAAAUGAUUAGUAACGUCGAACCAAAUGUCGAGUGUUCUUUUUUUUUUCGAUGUAUUAAAUGAGAAAAAAAAAGGGAUAAUGAAAGAAUCCAAAAAAAAAAGGUAACUAAAAGUCGUUGCUCGUUAGUUAAUGUCGUAUCGUUGUACAUAAGUAUGUAUCGUUGAAGAAUUUGCCCUGCGUGGGAAGCGUGCUCGAGAACGAUCGCACAAACGUCGUCGGUAAUUUCGAUCAUCGAGGGUGCGAGUUUAACGGAAGGUGUAAUCCGACUGACGAUGAGUAGGAAACGCUGGUGUGCCAGGAAAUCGAGGCGAUUCGCAACGACGUGACCUGUAUCGUCGUUCGAUGGAACUCGUCGAUUUCUGUUCGAGUGACAGGUUGACAGGUCGUUAUUUCCCAAAACGCUCGACGAACAACGAUCUUUGUUAAUUAGAGUAAACGCUAUCCUCGCCGCAAACAUAGAAUUAGCCGCGCUUCGGGAAUCGGAUCAAACAUCUUUUUCUAUCGAACCCACGAAAAAUCAUCGUUACGGUCGAUCGUCGUCGCACUGCCAACGAAAUUGCUACGUUCCCGCGUGGAAACCAGCGACCUGAUCGACGCGAUCACACUUUUUUCUUUCACGUCCACGAACAUUUAACCUAAACGUAUCCGGCUGUCGAUCUGGCGAGAAUCAAUUUUCGAUAUAACGCACGCACAAGCCGAGAAUCUACAUCGAUCCGUGCACGCUCAAACGUUUCGUUUCUCCUCGAGGGAAAGACGAAGAAUAUAAUUCAGGUUUUUCCUCUUCUUUUUGGCCGUUGUUCUUUUCUGUAUGGCUCCUCUUUUUCCAGCAAACGUUCUGACAACAUCGAUAGGAAAAUUCUCGGCACGCGAGGAAACGAUGCGCCGCUGACCUGGUGCAAGCGAUUCGAUCGAACACGAAAACGAAAAUUAGAGACUAACGAAUGUACAUAAUCAGCAUGAUGCGAGGUCCGUGUAAAUCGAUUAUAUUUUAAGUUCACUGUAUAGGUGAUUUCAUAUCAGAACUGCAUAUCGUCUACUAACUCGUAUGUAUAUAUUACAUAAAGUUUCGAUCUGAAUAAACUGUUUAACUGUCCGAA
This is a messenger RNA of Bombus pascuorum, 7687 nucleotides long. Its product is annotated as nephrin-like. The record is from RefSeq and is a predicted model, not a curated record. Bases 1868 to 4411 code for a protein of 847 amino acids. The transcript has 14 exons. NCBI's taxonomy places the organism in Eukaryota, Metazoa, Arthropoda, Insecta, Hymenoptera, Apidae. Gene Ontology annotation, molecular function: protein binding.